This is a messenger RNA of Scophthalmus maximus (turbot), 1954 nucleotides long. RefSeq names its product G protein-coupled receptor 184 (gene gpr184). Gene Ontology annotation, biological process: negative regulation of G2/M transition of mitotic cell cycle; G protein-coupled receptor signaling pathway; G1/S transition of mitotic cell cycle. Gene Ontology annotation, cellular component: membrane. Lineage: Eukaryota; Metazoa; Chordata; Actinopteri; Pleuronectiformes; Scophthalmidae. The transcript has 2 exons. The coding region runs from base 356 to 1396 and encodes 346 amino acids. The record is from RefSeq and is a predicted model, not a curated record. Gene Ontology annotation, molecular function: G protein-coupled receptor activity.
CAACCCCUUCUCCACACCCCUCGCUGACAUUUCAACUGUGCCUGUCCACGACAAAUCAUCUCAAGCAGAGCAAAGACAAAACAGCAGGCACGCAGAGAGAUUGGCGGAUUAUUAUCAUCUGAGAGCGCCAUGUUUUACUGGACAGUCUUCGCUGUGUGUGAGCAGCUCUGAAGAGUCUCCUGAAGCUCGUCCUCUGACCCUCCUGGACUGAACUCGGCCGAACCUGAAACAGCUCUGGAAUAUGUCUGAAACUUUUCACCCAGUGGACAUCUUCCCUUUACAAUCAAGACACACCUUUUACCAGAAACAACAGGUGAAUUUCUAACAGGGUGGGUGGCAGAAAAGUGAGGGGACAAUGAACGACACAGUCACACCUCCGCCUACAACCACAGACUCCACCGCAGUGUGUGUUAAAAUUGAAAAGAGCGCCAUCAGUGACCUACUCAUGUCAGUUUACAUCCUGGUAUUUAUUUUUGGAUUGAUCUUCAACGUGCUGACUCUGGGACCUAUUUGGCAACAAGUGCGGCGGCAAAACAUUUUGGGCAUCUUCCUGCUCAACCUGUCCCUCUCCGACAUGCUUUUCCUCUUCACUAUGCCCCUCUGGGUCAAUUAUUACCACCAGGACCACCAAUGGAAGCUGGGUGUUAUCUCCUGCAGCAUAGCUGGCUUCUUCUACUACUCCAACAUGUACAUCAGCAUCUUCCUGCUCUGCUGUAUCUCUGUGGACCGUUGCAUUGUGGUCACGUUUCCGCUCCGUUCCAAGACCCACCGUACAUCACACUACGCCUGGGCACAGUGUGUCGCUGUCUACGUUGUGGUGGUGGUGCUGCACAUCAUGGUUCUGUUCUAUGACAACCUCAAGGAUGCCCACGAUGACAUGAACAGCAAUGACCGUUGUUAUGAGACUUACCCCAUGCAGAAGCCUGUUGCCUUGUUCAACCUGAUCAGAGUGGCCAUCGGCUUCCUGCUGCCACUGCUGGUGUUGGCGGUGAGCUACUGGAGAGUGCUGGCCACUGUGGGCCAGAGUCCCGGCCUGAGUGCCCAGGCUAAGAGGAAGGUCCGCUUGCUGUCCUUUGGCGUGAUUGGGAUCUUCUCAAUUUGCUUUGCUCCAUAUCACAUUCUCCUGCUCGCACGCUCACUCGUUUUCUAUCACAGCGAAAACACACUUCCUGGGGGGAGCUACUGUGAGUUUGAACAAACCAUGCACUUCUUCUUCUCGUGCACGCUGGCGCUGUCCAGUCUGAACUGCGUGGUGGACCCUGUGCUGUAUGCACUGGUCAGUAACGGGGUCCGUGAGGAGGCGAAACUCUUCUGGAAGAGGAAUAGAAGGACACAGGCAGAGAGUUGUGCCCUAGCUUCAUCCAACAGAGCAAAGUUAAAUAAUAAUUUAAUAUGAAACAUAUGAGGCGACAAGCGCAUUCGUAUGCAUAUGUGUGUCUCUGUGUGUGUGUGUGCAUGUACAUGAUUAUGCAUAAUACAGUAGCUGUUUAAAGUCAUGUCUGCAUCUCCAGUUUUAGCCUGUAAGUAGCAGGAAUGCAGGCGUAUCUCAUAACAACCCUUUGUGUACAAUCAGAUAUUCUUUGAGGGAACAACAUUGCCGCCUUUGUCUGUUUUUUUCUCCCUCGUAUCCUUACCAUUCCCAGGGUGGAAUAACAUGCAUCUUGGAGCUGUGUCAUUGGAUUGUAAUCCCCAGUUCUGCUCUGCCAAGAGUUCCUCAGUGACAGCCACUCCUGCUUUGUGGAUGGACACCACUGGAGUUGAAGAGCCCUUGUGUUUUCCCUACAAUCUAUACAGGGCUGCUGUGAUUGUGAUUGUGCGACCCAGGUAUAGAAUUACAUUACUGUGAUGCAUGCCACGAAAAAAGCACUUAUUACUGUUGCAUGACCAUGUUUCCUCAGUGUCUGAACGUCAGUGUUAAAUGUAAAUGCAAAUAAACCAGUGGUUUGAUCAGGUG